Molecule: messenger RNA, 1922 nt
Organism: Cricetulus griseus (Chinese hamster)
Lineage: Eukaryota; Metazoa; Chordata; Mammalia; Rodentia; Cricetidae
Source: RefSeq, a predicted model, not a curated record
GAUGAACAUACUGAGAUAUUCAAGAUGGGCAGCAACAGUACCAGCACUGCUGAGAAUAAUUGCAAUGUUACACAUCUCACAUUUCAGUACUCUCUGUAUGCAACCACCUAUAUCUUCAUAUUCAUCCCUGGUCUCCUGGCUAACAGUGCAGCCCUGUGGGUUCUGUGUCGCUUCAUCAGCAAGAAGAAUAAGGCCAUCAUUUUCAUGAUCAACCUCUCAGUGGCAGAUCUCGCUCAUGUCCUGUCCUUACCUCUCCGGAUUUACUACUAUAUCAACCGUAACUGGCCAUUCCAGAAAGCCCUUUGCCUACUCUGCUUUUAUCUGAAAUAUCUCAACAUGUAUGCCAGCAUUUGCUUCCUGGCAUGCAUCAGCUUUCAGAGGUGCCUCUUUCUCCUCAAGCCAUUCAAAGCCAGAAACUGGAAGCGUAGGUAUGACGUGGCCAUCAGUGCUGCCAUCUGGGUCAUCGUGGGGACUGCCUGUUUGGCAUUUCCCAUCCUGAGAAGUGCUGGUUUAGCCAACAACACGGAAUCCUGCUUUGCUGAUCUUGGAUACAAACAGAUGGACACAGUGGAUAUGGUCACCAUGGUUACAGUUGCAGAGCUGUCUGGAUUUGUGAUUCCAGUGAUCAUCAUUGCAUGUUGUACCUGGAAAACAACUAUAUCCUUGAAACAGCCACCGAUUGCUUUUCAAGGGAUUAGUGAGAGGAAAAAAGCACUGCGGAUGGUUUUCAUGUGUGCUGCAGUCUUCAUCAUUUGCUUCACUCCUUAUCACAUUAACUUCAUUUUUUACACCAUGGUAAAGGAAAGCAUCAUUACCAGUUGUCCCAUUGUCAAAAGCACACUGUAUUUCCAUCCUUUUUGCCUGUGCCUUGCAAGUAUCUGCUGCCUUUUGGACCCAAUUCUUUAUUAUUUCAUGGCUUCAGAGUUUCGUGACCAACUGUCUCGCCAUGGCAGCUCCGUUACCCGUUCACGUCUCAUGAGCAAGGAGAGUGGCUCAUCAAUGGUUAGCUAAAAUGAAAUAAUUCUUCAGCCAUUAUUCUCUUUACCAAUGUUGUUUGGUCUGUUCCAAAGGUAGGAAUUGCUAGGCAAACAGUUUCUUUAAUUGAACACUGGAAAUAGCGGAGAUAAAUUUUAUUGUGUGAUGGUUGUGGUCACAGAUGAUAGAGGCACAAUGUAAAAAAUGUGGGAGAAGAAAAGAAAAUGAGAUCCAUCUGCUUCUAAUUUAAAAUUUAUGGCAUUUUAUUAUUUACAAGUCCCAGAUCAAGUUUUUACAGAUGUUUCCAACCAAAUAGAAAUUGAAUACGUGUAUUUAAAAUUGUCUUCUGUAAAUAGAAAAAUACUGAGAUGCCAGAUAUAUAUUCCUCUUUACAGAACAGUAAAUGUCUUCCAUAGAAUAAUUUUGCCUCUGAGUGGAGUAAAAAUUUCAAGUCUAAGACAUAAAACACAGGCAAAGUGACACAAAAAGUUAAAGCAUCCAAACAGCACUGAAUGAAGGGCAUGGAAUCCACUCCGUGAACAUUUAUAGAUGCCCAUCAUUUUCUGAGCUGGUAUUUUUUCAUGUAUUUUUACAUAUAAUAUCUCAUCUUACCUUUCUAAUAGAAGUGACAACAAAUAUGGAAAUGUAAAUACAAUUGCAUAAAUGUAAUAUCAGAGACGAUAAUUAACUUGGCUCGGGAUUAAGUAUAUAUGGCAUAUGCUUAUAUUAUUUAUUCCCCCUGCUUAUGUUUUAUAUGUAUUAGGUCAGUAGAUAAAGAUCAUUUUCAUACAGUUUUCUUAGGUUCAUUGGGAAAAAAUCCAUAGGUUGGGGAUUAGCACAAUUCUGGCUACAAAAUCUUCUAUGAUAAAUAUGUUGUCCUAAUACCGUGAGGAUAUGCAUAGUCUUUUUUUUUUUUUACACAAAAUACUAAUGAUCUUUAUUUAUAG